Messenger RNA from Eremothecium sinecaudum, 522 nucleotides. It is a transcript of the gene RPA14, whose product is annotated as DNA-directed RNA polymerase I subunit RPA14. Bases 1 to 522 code for a protein of 173 amino acids. The record is from RefSeq and is a predicted model, not a curated record. NCBI's taxonomy places the organism in Eukaryota, Fungi, Ascomycota, Saccharomycetes, Saccharomycetales, Saccharomycetaceae. The transcript has a single exon.
AUGAUUAGGAGCGGCAGAAGACCAAUAUCUAGUACUUUGAAUCAUCCAGUUGUACUACAUGUGCUAGGUGAACCUGAACAUCUCAGUCAGGACGAGACAUUGCAGUUUUUGUCCAAAUUUAUAGAAGAGAAGGAGGUGCUGUCUGUUGUAGAUAUAAAAAAUACUUAUAACCAGGGUAUAAUUACUUCUGGUGGUAUUUCUAGCGAUUAUGUACAGGAUAAUACUGUUUCUAGUGCAUUGGCUCAGUUAAAGAGGGUAGAACGAGACUUUAAGGGUCUGCCACCAACUAUUUUGGAGGGUACGGAUGAAGAUCAGUCCGAACAUGACAGUAUCAUCAAGACUCCAGGAGGUGGUAUAAAGCGCAAAUUUAACGACGAGGAAAAUAUUUUGCAUGCAGCUGAAAAUGCAGCUGAAAAUGCAGCUGAAAAUGAAGCAUCCUCGAAUACCGCAUCACCUUCCUCAGCAACUUCCGAAUCCUCAUCCGAGGAUGAAUCCUCUAAUGAUAGCAAUUCUGAACAUUGA